Messenger RNA from Hevea brasiliensis (rubber tree), 2074 nucleotides. RefSeq lists its product as uncharacterized. Gene Ontology annotation, molecular function: glycosyltransferase activity. The transcript is spliced from 2 exons. The record is from RefSeq and is a predicted model, not a curated record. The coding region runs from base 386 to 1831 and encodes 481 amino acids. Lineage: Eukaryota; Viridiplantae; Streptophyta; Magnoliopsida; Malpighiales; Euphorbiaceae.
UUUUUUCAUGGUAUUCCACCGUCAAUGGUGGAUCUCUACAAAGGAGUCAAAAAAGAAAAAAUUGUUCUUGCAGCACCAUUUUCAAACAAAAGCGGCUAAAUAUGCGGGUGUAACAUGAGCUUUAAAGUGCCUGCUAAUGAUAUCUCCUCAAUUUUUGCUUCUUUUCUCCUUUUUCUGGAAACAAUACCUUAUAUUCUUAUGAAGUCCCAUGACAAGCCCUGAACCCUUAAUAUCAUUGACCAAAACAUGAUUAAUAGUUUAAUAGGAUUUGUUUACUGGUUUUCUUUAAUAUUAUAUCCACUUCAAUCUCGAGAUCAACUGCUCAAAAGAAGACUUUUAUAAGAGAGUGAGUCUUCAUCUAACUUCAUUUCAAAUCUAGUAAAUUAUGGAGUUGGAGAGAAGCACCAAAGCGUUCACCAAGAAGAAGAGUUCACAUCACUUGACCAAGAUCAUUACAUCCAUCCUUCUACUGCUGUUAAUUCUCAUACUUAUUCAAUCUCAAGCUUCCCCUUUCAACACUCCUUCCACAUCUGCUUCAUGGGCUUUCUUCAACAAAUGGAAAGGAUUAGCAUUUAAUACCACUGACGGUCUUGCUUUCGCCGAGAACUCCAAUAGCUUGAUCUCAAAGCUCCAAGACUCAGUCACCUUCUUCCCCCUUAAAGAUCUAAGGUUCGCCAAAAAUGCCAUGGAAGGGAACACUUGGUUUAUGAGCUCCUUAAAUGACACCCGUGGGGCAAAUGAAGCUGAGUACCUAUAUUUCCCUUCAGAAAUGUCCAAGGGAAGGCUUUUAUGCAUCAAGGGAAAUGACAUGAAGGAGGGCACCAGGAAUUCAUAUGCCUUGGCAUGGCCAGAAGCUCUUCCAGACACCGCCAAGCUCAUGGAAGGCUUGACCUUUGUGUCAGACACAUACUAUGAUUAUGUGAAUUUGUGGCAUGGAUUGUGUGCUAUGGCCCCAUUUGUUAGUUGGUCUAUAAAUAAUAAUUGCCCGAGGCCAACAAGGUGGGUACUAUUCCACUGGGGAGAGCUGAGGUCUAAGAUGGGAUCAUGGCUACAACACCUGAUGGAAGCUAACUUUGGAGCAGUUAAAAUAGAGGGACUUGAAGAAGGAGAUCGAAUUUACUGCUUCGAGAAAGCGGUUGUGAUGAGGCAUAAUGAGGGAAGUAUGGGGAAGGAAAAGAAGCUUCAGGUUUCUGAUCUGCUGAGAUGUAAAGCAAGGAGAUUUUGUGGGAUAUACCCAUCAGGUAAAGGAAAAGAGGUCAAUGAAAGAGGGGAACCAAUAAUAAAGCUAACAUUGCUCAUGAGGAGGGGUUCAAGAUCAUUCAAGAAUGCUACAGCAGUGAUUGAUAUAUUUGCAAGGGAGUGCGCAAAAGUGGAGGGCUGCACAUUGAGGGUGGCUGAGUCCGAGGAUCUAAAUUUCUGUGACCAGGUAAGAGUAAUGACCCACACCGACAUUGUUGCAUCCCCACACGGUGCUCAACUGACAAACAUGCUAUUCAUGGACAGAAACAGUAGCGUUAUGGAGUUCUUCCCUAAAGGAUGGUUAGAGCUUGCGGGCAUAGGUCAGUAUGCACAUCACUGGAUGGCAGACCAAUCUGGGAUGAACCACCAAGGUUCAUGGUGGGAACCAUUGGGCAAAAAGGAAUGCCCCUCUCCUCAACAGGAUCUUGAGUGCUUCAACUUCUACAAAGAUGGGAAGGUGGGUCACAAUGAAACCCAUUUUGCAGAGUGGGCAAGAAUUGUUCUCAACCAAGUAAAAGCCAGGAAAAUGGAAGAUGCCAUUAAGAGUUACAUUGACAAGCCACUGCCACACUCAACAGCCUGCGCAUGCUAGUAUAUUUGUUAAAUUUAUAAUUUUACAAGUUGUAUUAGUAAAAGCUUAAUUGCAUGGAAUAUAGCUUUGUUUAUACAUCAACCAGAAAUCAGGCUUGGUGAUAAUCUCUCUUUGUUACCCAAUAUCUAGGAUUUUAACUAUAUCAAAAACUAAUGUUAAAUAAAGAAGCUAAUGUGAAGAUUUUACAAAUGGGUCCUCCAUUUCAACUCCCAAAUCCGAAUCUACCCAUGGAAUGCCCAUUGA